This is a messenger RNA of Ipomoea triloba (trilobed morning glory), 871 nucleotides long. RefSeq lists its product as uncharacterized. The transcript is spliced from 3 exons. The record is from RefSeq and is a predicted model, not a curated record. NCBI's taxonomy places the organism in Eukaryota, Viridiplantae, Streptophyta, Magnoliopsida, Solanales, Convolvulaceae. Bases 95 to 424 code for a protein of 109 amino acids.
CCUACUUCGCCGGACUUCAGUUCGCCGGCGGAUGGAGGGGGAAGCUUGACGCAAACGCAGCAACACUGCCUCGCCGGCUUCAGUUGACCGGCGGAUGAGGCGACGGUUGCCGGCGACGCGAAACAGAGUUCUUGGCCGGGCCUCCGGCGAUAUUCGCUGGUUUUCUCCAGCGAUAUUCCGGUUGCAUUUUAAAAUGGCUGAAACAAGCACUCAAGGGAGUGGAAGAAACUUAGGGACCCCUGGUCUUCAUCUGAGGCAAAGAUUCUGUCCUCCAUGUCUCACACUUGUGUUGUUUCUCUCUCAUCCAUGGCAUGACUUAGCAAUCGUCUACCAUGGCAGCAACCUGAAGGUGGUUGACAAGAGAGUAAGACAUGCAGAGCUGGUUUUGAGGUGUGUGAUUUGUGGGAGGAAAUCAAGUCCCUAAAGCGUAAGCUGAAUCUGCUGCUUUUCUUCGUACAGCAAGGCUGCUUUGUCUGUGAGUUAGAUCAGUGAUGAAUUCUCUUUACUGCUUGAAUUGUCUUGUAAAACAUCUAGUCAAUGCUUUUCAAAGGGAUGCUUUUCAGGUAUAUAAUCAAAGAAAGAAGAGGUUAGUGGAGGUAAUACAUGAUGGCGAGAUUGUUUUAUCAAUGAGAGCCAUUUACCAUUUAAAUUUGGGCUUGGCCUUAAGGAUACUGGUAUGGUUUUUACUGUUUACUACAGUGAUCUUGUUUGAUAUUACUAUCAGCUUCUAUCUAUUACUGGAGGAGUUUUUUUCUGGCAAUAUCAAGUAAUAGAUCUUUUGAAUGAAAAAUAAAUUUAACUUAUACUGUUCCAAUCUUGAUGCAGGAGCAAAAGAAAUCCUGCAGAAUAUUUGUGAAAAGCAGGGCAAAUA